AUGGUAACGCGUAUAGAACAUCUGUCUGAUGAACUAAUCUUGGAAAUAUUUGAAUAUUUAAAGCCACAUAUAUUGUUUGAUACUUUUUAUAACUUGAACAAACGUUUCAAUUCAAUAUUAAAUGAUGUUCAUUUAUCUAUUGAUUUAAAAUAUAAAAUGUCAAAAACUUUGUUUGAUCAAUAUUGUCAUAAAAUACUGAACCAUAAACAACGACGUCAACAAAUAUUUUAUCUCAAAUUAUCGAAUACGCGUACAUUUGGUCAAAUUGGAUUAUUUAUAAAAAAUUGUUGUAUAGAAUCUUUUAUUAAUUUACGAUCGCUAAUCAUUAAUAACGUGUCAUUGGCUGAUUUGAAAGUAAUUGCAUCGAAAUUAAAAUAUUUACAAUAUUUAUAUUAUGUCAAAGUUAAACGGGCUGAACCAGGUAACCCUUUAGAAGAGGAAGAACAUUAUAUUUAUAAUACAAUAUGCGCACAUAAAUCAUUAAAAAUAUGUUCAUUAUUAGACUUCGGUGAUCUGCUUGGACGCAUUCAUCAUGAUAUGACAUCAACUUUGGAAUAUGUAUCAGUUGAUGUGCAUGAUAAACAUGAUUUAGUCAAUUUAAUCUAUUCAUUUCCAAAAAUCAAACGAUUAGUAGUUUCAUGUGAAUCUACGUCAUCUAGUAGUCUUGUUCUUCGACAUCCAUCGAUUCCAUUUGGUCCUAGUCUGAGAUAUUUUCAUUUAACUGAAACAGAUAUUCUUUUUGAAGAGGUUGAGUUAUUACUAAAAAGUUUUUAUCAAAUACAACAAUUUUCUUUCUCCAGUGGAAAUAGUGACUUUUGUAAUGGCUCUCGUUGGCAAAAUCUUUUGUCAAGUAUGCCG
Molecule: messenger RNA, 858 nt
Organism: Didymodactylos carnosus
Lineage: Eukaryota; Metazoa; Rotifera; Eurotatoria; Philodinida; Philodinidae
Source: the annotation of a GenBank genome assembly